This is a messenger RNA of Sungouiella intermedia, 2004 nucleotides long. NCBI's taxonomy places the organism in Eukaryota, Fungi, Ascomycota, Pichiomycetes, Serinales, Metschnikowiaceae. The record is from the annotation of a GenBank genome assembly.
AUGCCUAAAAAGUCCAGAAAAAACCAAACUAAUGACAAUGAUGAGGACCAGAUCGUGGCAACCUCACAAGUCUCAAGAUUUCAUAAGGAAACCUUGACGACCUUGUCGAAAGAUAUAGAUUUGAAAACAGUGAAUAUCACCGCUGGACUUAAGGACUUGAUUGUAGAUUCUGAUCUCAGGCUCUUCGAGGGAGUAAAGUACGGGGUAAUUGGACCAAAUGGCUGUGGGAAGACAACUUUGCUCAAGUGUAUCGGCUACAAAAGGAUUCCAGGAAUUGCUUCUAAUCUCAGAACGUUGUAUGUGGAACAAAUUGGCAUUGAGGACGAGAACGUUUCCGUGCUAGAGACCGUGUUGCGUUCAGAUAAGGCUAGAAUAGACUUAUUGAGGCAACAAGGUAUUUUGGAGAAUGCUCUAGAGUCUGAAGAUAGCCUAACUAUUCGCAAGGCAAUACACUCGAUUAAUCUCAUAGAUCGCCAACACGAGUUGCGGGCUGCUCAGAAAAUCGCAGCAGAAAGGUCUGGAGCUAGAGGUUUUAGGGCUAGAAAAGAACUUGUGGAGCAGGAAAAGUUGAUGGAAGAAAUGGAAACGUUGCGAAUUGACGACUCAUGCGUGGGAGAAGAUGAUGUCGAGCAAGCUCAGGAAAUGUUAAAUGAAAUCACAGAGAGCUUAGCUGUAUAUGAGAGUGAAGAACUUCUCAAGGCUAAUGCAAUCAAAAUUUUGACUGGUUUAGGGUUUUCGACUAGAAUGCAGACUGAGCCCACUUCUAUGCUUUCAGGAGGUUGGAAGAUUCGGGCUUCAUUAGCUUCUGCCUUACUUAUCAAGCCAAACAUCUUGCUUCUAGAUGAGCCAACCAAUCAUUUGGAUUUGCCUACCGUAUUGUGGCUCCAGAACUACCUUUCACUGUUGGAAGGAGUUACUUUGGUUACGGUGUCACACAACCGUGCCUUUCUCAAUGCUGUGGCUGAAGAGAUGAUAAUCGUCAAAGAUUGUCACCUUGAAUACUUUGUGGGAAAUUACGAUGAGUAUGUUGCAGACCAUGCUGAGAAACAAGCUCAUCUUGCCUCGAAAGCGGAAGCAGUGGAAAAGAAAAAGGAGGCUAUAACUCUGAGUGUGGAGAAAGCAUUGGCUAAUGCAAAGAAAAGCGGUGAUGACAAAAAAGUGCAGAGUAUGGUUUCCAAAAAGAAGAAGCUCGAUAGAUUGGGAAUGGAUGUCAAUGAAAAGGGCCACAGAUUCAAAUUGAAUAGAGAUCGUGCUGGCUACCAUCUCGACAUUCGAGACGAUAUUGUGGUGGAGAAAGAGCUAGUGCCUGACAAUUGGAAGGUGGAGCAACCGUACAAAUUGCGUUACUCCGGUGAUAUCUUGGUAAUGAAUAACGUGGGGUUCAGAUAUGAUAAGAAUGUCAUUUUCGGCCGGGUCAACUUCAGUGUCGGUCAGCGAGCCAGAAUUGCCAUAGUUGGAGCUAAUGGAACGGGUAAAUCAACUUUCUGCAAACUCCUAACCAACGAAGCACUUCCUAGCGUUGGAACCAUUGAGCGUCCUGGUAAUCCCACAAUUGGAAGUUUCGAGCAGUUCAAUGUCGAGUCUUUCCUCAAGAAGUAUGAUGAAAGCGUUACUCCAUUAGCAAUUAUGAUGGAAAUGUACCCUGACAGAAAAGAAGCACAAUAUAGAAAUUGUUUAGGAAAGUUUGGAGUGCGAGGGAAUACCGCCAUCAAGCCGCUACGGAUGCUUAGUGGAGGUGAAAUGGCCCGAACCAAGUUGGCUCUCAACUUCUUUGAGCUGUCUCCACAUUUGCUCAUCUUAGAUGAGCCUACUAAUCAUUUAGAUAUGCUUUCAAUCGAAUCUUUAGCUGAAUUGAUCGACAAAUACGAAGGUGCUGUCAUUGUUGCUUCUCACGAUCAGUUCUUUGUCUCCAAGAUUGCAAAAGAGAUUUACACGUUCGAUAAGAAACAAUUGAAGAAGCUUGAGAGCAUGGAGUCGUACGUUUCCAAGUUAGGUAUGGCAUGA